AUGGACGAGUCUGACGUGUCGUGGGAGGAGUUCUUCGCCACGUCACCACCUCUCGCGGACGCUGACGUCAUCAAGGAACAGCUGUCGUCAUUCAUUGUACGCCACGUGGUCAUCCACAUCAUCAUUUACGCAUUGCGGCCAUCCACAUGGCCGUCUGCCACUCAUCUCGACUGCCCCUCGUCGAGACUGCCCAGCACUUCCCACUGCCUCUCUACCCGCCCCCAUCCGUCCCUGCCUCUCCCCCGCGCCCGGUUCCACACUGCUCCCUCGUCUGCAGCGGCCAGCUCCCCCCCCACCACACCACUCGCCAUCCCUUCCCCCACCUUACAGCAAGCACCGCAACAGCCUGGGCGCGCCUCCCUGGUGGCAUGUGUGACGUCAGGAGGCACCACAGUGCCUCUGGAGCGCCGCUGUGUGCGUUUCAUCCUCAACUUUAAACUCCCCUCCUCCCCUCCCCUUUCCGCUCGCCCUACAGCAAGCCUCACAGCAGCCUGGCGGUGCACCCCUGGUAACAUGUGUGACGUCAGGCGGCUCGGCGCCACGGUACCAUUGGAACGCUGCUGUGUGCGCUUCAUUGACAACUUCAGCGCCACCUCGUCCCCCUCCCCCUCUCCCCGUUCCUCUACAGCAAGCGUCGCAGCAGCUUGGUGGAGCCUCAAUGGUGGAGCCUCAAUGGUGGAGCCUCAAUGCGCCGCUCUGUGUGCUUCAUUGACAACUUCACACCCCCCCCCCCCCUUCCCCUCUCCUCUUCCCUUACCUCCCCUCCCCCUGCAGCAAGCCUCACAGCAGCCUGGCGGUGCACCGCUGGUGGCAUGUGUAACAUCAGGCGGCACAACAGUACCGUUGGAGCGGCGCUGUGUGCGCUUCAUUGACAACUUCAGCGCCGGCAAUCGCGGGGCCGCCUCCUGCGAGGGCUCCAUGCGUCCCUUCUGCCGCGGCCUCCCAGAGUCGCCUCUCCUCACGUGCCUGCGAGCCAAGCCCUCUGCUGUCACCCGCCAGGGUGAAGGCGACGGUAGUGCUGCCCACUGCAUGCCUGAGCACGAGAGCAGCGGGCGUGUGGAGGAGGGAGUGAGUCGAGAACAGGGAAGCAGUGGGGAGGGGAGUGCCAAUGCGGUACAGAGCGGUGGCAGUGGCUCGGGGCAAGUUUACCUUGAAGCCAUUCCGCCGUACACAGAUGCUGUGCAUAGAGCCGUGCUCAUGUUCAACCAGGCACAGGAGGGAGGGCGGCUGCUGCUGCUGCCGUUCAGCACACUCUUCCAGUACCUCCAGCUGCUUCGCCUGGUGGCAGAAGCCUUGAACCCCAUUGGUCCACGUGGCAUGGUCUACCUGGCAGCAGCAGUGUCCGACUUCUUUGUCCCCUGGCCAUCCAUGGUGGAGCAUAAGAUCCAGUCGGGUGCAGGCCCUCUAGACAUCCACCUGGCUCGAGUGCCCAAGAUGAUUCCCCUCCUGCGCUCCCUCUGGUGCCCUCAAGCCCUCCUCGUCUCCUUCAAGCUGGAGACGGACAGCAGCAUUCUGCUCAGCAAGGCGCGCUCUGCCCUGCACAAGAAUCACGUGCACGCCGUGGUGGCUAAUGAGCUGCUGACAGGUGGCAGCAAGGUGGUGCUGGUGACGGAAGAGGGGGAGGAGGUGAUAGAGCGGGGCGAGGGGGGCGCGGGGAGGGAAGGGGGUGGAGAGGGGAAGGGAGCACUGGGGGAUGUGGAGGAGCCACUGAGUGGGGCAUGGGGGUUGUGGUGUGGGAGUGGGGCAUGGGGGUUGUGGUGUGGGAGUGGGGCAUGGGGGUUGUGGUGUGGGAGUGGGGCAUGGGGGUUGUGGUGUGGGAGUGGGGCAUGGGGGUUGUGGUGUGGGAGUGGGGCAUGGGGGUUGUGGUGUGGGAGUGGGGCAUGGGGGUUGUGGUGUGGGAGUGGGGCAUGGGGGUUGUGGUGUGGGAGUGGGGCAUGGGGGUUGUGGUGUGGGAGUGGGGCAUGGGGGUUGUGGUGUGGGAGUGGGGCAUGGGGGUUGUGGUGUGGGAGUGGGGCAUGGGGGUUGUGGUGUGGGAGUGGGGCAUGGGGGUUGUGGUGUGGGAGUGGGGCAUGGGGGUUGUGGUGUGGGAGUGGGGCAUGGGGGUUGUGGUGUGGGAGUGGGGCAUGGGGGUUGUGGUGUGGGAGUGGGGCAUGGGGGUUGUGGUGUGGGAGUGGGGCAUGGGGGUUGUGGUGUGGGAGUGGGGCAUGGGGGUUGUGGUGUGGGAGUGGGGCAUGGGGGUUGUGGUGUGGGAGUGGGGCAUGGGGGUUGUGGUGUGGGAGUGGGGCAUGGGGGUUGUGGUGUGGGAGUGGGGCAUGGGGGUUGUGGUGUGGGAGUGGGGCAUGGGGGUUGUGGUGUGGGAGUGGGGCAUGGGGGUUGUGGUGUGGGAGUGGGGCAUGGGGGUUGUGGUGUGGGAGUGGGGCAUGGGGGUUGUGGUGUGGGAGUGGGGCAUGGGGGUUGUGGUGUGGGAGUGGGGCAUGGGGGUUGUGGUGUGGGAGUGGGGCAUGGGGUUGUGGUGUGGGAGUGGGGCAUGGGGGUUGUGGUGUGGGAGUGGGGCAUGGGGGUUGUGGUGUGGGAGUGGGGCAUGGGGGUUGUGGUGUGGGAGUGGGGCAUGGGGGUUGUGGUGUGGGAGUGGGGCAUGGGGGUUGUGGUGUGGGAGUGGGGCAUGGGGGUUGUGGUGUGGGAGUGGGGCAUGGGGGUUGUGGUGUGGGAGUGGGGCAUGGGGGUUGUGGUGUGGGAGUGGGGCAUGGGGGUUGUGGUGUGGGAGUGGGGCAUGGGGGUUGUGGUGUGGGAGUGGGGCAUGGGGGUUGUGGUGUGGGAGUGGGGCAUGGGGGUUGUGGUGUGGGAGUGGGGCAUGGGGGUUGUGGUGUGGGAGUGGGGCAUGGGGGUUGUGGUGUGGGAGUGGGGCAUGGGGGUUGUGGUGUGGGAGUGGGGCAUGGGGGUUGUGGUGUGGGAGUGGGGCAUGGGGGUUGUGGUGUGGGAGUGGGGCAUGGGGGUUGUGGUGUGGGAGUGGGGCAUGGGGGUUGUGGUGUGGGAGUGGGGCAUGGGGGUUGUGGUGUGGGAGUGGGGCAUGGGGGUUGUGGUGUGGGAGUGGGGCAUGGGGGUUGUGGUGUGGGAGUGGGGCAUGGGGGUUGUGGUGUGGGAGUGGGGCAUGGGGGUUGUGGUGUGGGAGUGGGGCAUGGGGGUUGUGGUGUGGGAGUGGGGCAUGGGGGUUGUGGUGUGGGAGUGGGGCAUGGGGGUUGUGGUGUGGGAGUGGGGCAUGGGGGUUGUGGUGUGGGAGUGGGGCAUGGGGGUUGUGGUGUGGGAGUGGGGCAUGGGGGUUGUGGUGUGGGAGUGGGGCAUGGGGGUUGUGGUGUGGGAGUGGGGCAUGGGGGUUGUGGUGUGGGAGUGGGGCAUGGGGGUUGUGGUGUGGGAGUGGGGCAUGGGGGUUGUGGUGUGGGAGUGGGGCAUGGGGGUUGUGGUGUGGGAGUGGGGCAUGGGGGUUGUGGUGUGGGAGUGGGGCAUGGGGGUUGUGGUGUGGGAGUGGGGCAUGGGGGUUGUGGUGUGGGAGUGGGGCAUGGGGGUUGUGGUGUGGGAGUGGGGCAUGGGGGUUGUGGUGUGGGAGUGGGGCAUGGGGGUUGUGGUGUGGGAGUGGGGCAUGGGGGUUGUGGUGUGGGAGUGGGGCAUGGGGGUUGUGGUGUGGGAGUGGGGCAUGGGGGUUGUGGUGUGGGAGUGGGGCAUGGGGGUUGUGGUGUGGGAGUGGGGCAUGGGGGUUGUGGUGUGGGAGUGGGGCAUGGGGGUUGUGGUGUGGGAGUGGGGCAUGGGGGUUGUGGUGUGGGAGUGGGGCAUGGGGGUUGUGGUGUGGGAGUGGGGCAUGGGGGUUGUGGUGUGGGAGUGGGGCAUGGGGGUUGUGGUGUGGGAGUGGGGCAUGGGGGUUGUGGUGUGGGAGUGGGGCAUGGGGGUUGUGGUGUGGGAGUGGGGCAUGGGGGUUGUGGUGUGGGAGUGGGGCAUGGGGGUUGUGGUGUGGGAGUGGGGCAUGGGGGUUGUGGUGUGGGAGUGGGGCAUGGGGGUUGUGGUGUGGGAGUGGGGCAUGGGGGUUGUGGUGUGGGAGUGGGGCAUGGGGGUUGUGGUGUGGGAGUGGGGCAUGGGGGUUGUGGUGUGGGAGUGGGGCAUGGGGGUUGUGGUGUGGGAGUGGGGCAUGGGGGUUGUGGUGUGGGAGUGGGGCAUGGGGGUUGUGGUGUGGGAGUGGGGCAUGGGGGUUGUGGUGUGGGAGUGGGGCAUGGGGGUUGUGGUGUGGGAGUGGGGCAUGGGGGUUGUGGUGUGGGAGUGGGGCAUGGGGGUUGUGGUGUGGGAGUGGGGCAUGGGGGUUGUGGUGUGGGAGUGGGGCAUGGGGGUUGUGGUGUGGGAGUGGGGCAUGGGGGUUGUGGUGUGGGAGUGGGGCAUGGGGGUUGUGGUGUGGGAGUGGGGCAUGGGGGUUGUGGUGUGGGAGUGGGGCAUGGGGGUUGUGGUGUGGGAGUGGGGCAUGGGGGUUGUGGUGUGGGAGUGGGGCAUGGGGGUUGUGGUGUGGGAGUGGGGCAUGGGGGUUGUGGUGUGGGAGUGGGGCAUGGGGGUUGUGGUGUGGGAGUGGGGCAUGGGGGUUGUGGUGUGGGAGUGGGGCAUGGGGGUUGUGGUGUGGGAGUGGGGCAUGGGGGUUGUGGUGUGGGAGUGGGGCAUGGGGGUUGUGGUGUGGGAGUGGGGCAUGGGGGUUGUGGUGUGGGAGUGGGGCAUGGGGGUUGUGGUGUGGGAGUGGGGCAUGGGGGUUGUGGUGUGGGAGUGGGGCAUGGGGGUUGUGGUGUGGGAGUGGGGCAUGGGGGUUGUGGUGUGGGAGUGGGGCAUGGGGGUUGUGGUGUGGGAGUGGGGCAUGGGGGUUGUGGUGUGGGAGUGGGGCAUGGGGGUUGUGGUGUGGGAGUGGGGCAUGGGGGUUGUGGUGUGGGAGUGGGGCAUGGGGGUUGUGGUGUGGGAGUGGGGCAUGGGGGUUGUGGUGUGGGAGUGGGGCAUGGGGGUUGUGGUGUGGGAGUGGGGCAUGGGGGUUGUGGUGUGGGAGUGGGGCAUGGGGGUUGUGGUGUGGGAGUGGGGCAUGGGGGUUGUGGUGUGGGAGUGGGGCAUGGGGGUUGUGGUGUGGGAGUGGGGCAUGGGGGUUGUGGUGUGGGAGUGGGGCAUGGGGGUUGUGGUGUGGGAGUGGGGCAUGGGGGUUGUGGUGUGGGAGUGGGGCAUGGGGGUUGUGGUGUGGGAGUGGGGCAUGGGGGUUGUGGUGUGGGAGUGGGGCAUGGGGGUUGUGGUGUGGGAGUGGGGCAUGGGGGUUGUGGUGUGGGAGUGGGGCAUGGGGGUUGUGGUGUGGGAGUGGGGCAUGGGGGUUGUGGUGUGGGAGUGGGGCAUGGGGGUUGUGGUGUGGGAGUGGGGCAUGGGGGUUGUGGUGUGGGAGUGGGGCAUGGGGGUUGUGGUGUGGGAGUGGGGCAUGGGGGUUGUGGUGUGGGAGUGGGGCAUGGGGGUUGUGGUGUGGGAGUGGGGCAUGGGGGUUGUGGUGUGGGAGUGGGGCAUGGGGGUUGUGGUGUGGGAGUGGGGCAUGGGGGUUGUGGUGUGGGAGUGGGGCAUGGGGGUUGUGGUGUGGGAGUGGGGCAUGGGGGUUGUGGUGUGGGAGUGGGGCAUGGGGGUUGUGGUGUGGGAGUGGGGCAUGGGGGUUGUGGUGUGGGAGUGGGGCAUGGGGGUUGUGGUGUGGGAGUGGGGCAUGGGGGUUGUGGUGUGGGAGUGGGGCAUGGGGGUUGUGGUGUGGGAGUGGGGCAUGGGGGUUGUGGUGUGGGAGUGGGGCAUGGGGGUUGUGGUGUGGGAGUGGGGCAUGGGGGUUGUGGUGUGGGAGUGGGGCAUGGGGGUUGUGGUGUGGGAGUGGGGCAUGGGGGUUGUGGUGUGGGAGUGGGGCAUGGGGGUUGUGGUGUGGGAGUGGGGCAUGGGGGUUGUGGUGUGGGAGUGGGGCAUGGGGGUUGUGGUGUGGGAGUGGGGCAUGGGGGUUGUGGUGUGGGAGUGGGGCAUGGGGGUUGUGGUGUGGGAGUGGGGCAUGGGGGUUGUGGUGUGGGAGUGGGGCAUGGGGGUUGUGGUGUGGGAGUGGGGCAUGGGGGUUGUGGUGUGGGAGUGGGGCAUGGGGGUUGUGGUGUGGGAGUGGGGCAUGGGGGUUGUGGUGUGGGAGUGGGGCAUGGGGGUUGUGGUGUGGGAGUGGGGCAUGGGGGUUGUGGUGUGGGAGUGGGGCAUGGGGGUUGUGGUGUGGGAGUGGGGCAUGGGGGUUGUGGUGUGGGAGUGGGGCAUGGGGGUUGUGGUGUGGGAGUGGGGCAUGGGGGUUGUGGUGUGGGAGUGGGGCAUGGGGGUUGUGGUGUGGGAGUGGGGCAUGGGGGUUGUGGUGUGGGAGUGGGGCAUGGGGGUUGUGGUGUGGGAGUGGGGCAUGGGGGUUGUGGUGUGGGAGUGGGGCAUGGGGGUUGUGGUGUGGGAGUGGGGCAUGGGGGUUGUGGUGUGGGAGUGGGGCAUGGGGGUUGUGGUGUGGGAGUGGGGCAUGGGGGUUGUGGUGUGGGAGUGGGGCAUGGGGGUUGUGGUGUGGGAGUGGGGCAUGGGGGUUGUGGUGUGGGAGUGGGGCAUGGGGGUUGUGGUGUGGGAGUGGGGCAUGGGGGUUGUGGUGUGGGAGUGGGGCAUGGGGGUUGUGGUGUGGGAGUGGGGCAUGGGGGUUGUGGUGUGGGAGUGGGGCAUGGGGGUUGUGGUGUGGGAGUGGGGCAUGGGGGUUGUGGUGUGGGAGUGGGGCAUGGGGGUUGUGGUGUGGGAGUGGGGCAUGGGGGUUGUGGUGUGGGAGUGGGGCAUGGGGGUUGUGGUGUGGGAGUGGGGCAUGGGGGUUGUGGUGUGGGAGUGGGGCAUGGGGGUUGUGGUGUGGGAGUGGGGCAUGGGGGUUGUGGUGUGGGAGUGGGGCAUGGGGGUUGUGGUGUGGGAGUGGGGCAUGGGGGUUGUGGUGUGGGAGUGGGGCAUGGGGGUUGUGGUGUGGGAGUGGGGCAUGGGGGUUGUGGUGUGGGAGUGGGGCAUGGGGGUUGUGGUGUGGGAGUGGGGCAUGGGGGUUGUGGUGUGGGAGUGGGGCAUGGGGGUUGUGGUGUGGGAGUGGGGCAUGGGGGUUGUGGUGUGGGAGUGGGGCAUGGGGGUUGUGGUGUGGGAGUGGGGCAUGGGGGUUGUGGUGUGGGAGUGGGGCAUGGGGGUUGUGGUGUGGGAGUGGGGCAUGGGGGUUGUGGUGUGGGAGUGGGGCAUGGGGGUUGUGGUGUGGGAGUGGGGCAUGGGGGUUGUGGUGUGGGAGUGGGGCAUGGGGGUUGUGGUGUGGGAGUGGGGCAUGGGGGUUGUGGUGUGGGAGUGGGGCAUGGGGGUUGUGGUGUGGGAGUGGGGCAUGGGGGUUGUGGUGUGGGAGUGGGGCAUGGGGGUUGUGGUGUGGGAGUGGGGCAUGGGGGUUGUGGUGUGGGAGUGGGGCAUGGGGGUUGUGGUGUGGGAGUGGGGCAUGGGGGUUGUGGUGUGGGAGUGGGGCAUGGGGGUUGUGUGGGGCAUGGGGGUUGUGGUGUGGGAGUGGGGCAUGGGGGUUGUGGUGUGGGAGUGGGGCAUGGGGGUUGUGGUGUGGGAGUGGGGCAUGGGGGUUGUGGUGUGGGAGUGGGGCAUGGGGGUUGUGGUGUGGGAGUGGGGCAUGGGGGUUGUGGUGUGGGAGUGGGGCAUGGGGGUUGUGGUGUGGGAGUGGGGCAUGGGGGUUGUGGUGUGGGAGUGGGGCAUGGGGGUUGUGGUGUGGGAGUGGGGCAUGGGGGUUGUGGUGUGGGAGUGGGGCAUGGGGGUUGUGGUGUGGGAGUGGGGCAUGGGGGUUGUGGUGUGGGAGUGGGGCAUGGGGGUUGUGGUGUGGGAGUGGGGCAUGGGGGUUGUGGUGUGGGAGUGGGGCAUGGGGGUUGUGGUGUGGGAGUGGGGCAUGGGGGUUGUGGUGUGGGAGUGGGGCAUGGGGGUUGUGGUGUGGGAGUGGGGCAUGGGGGUUGUGGUGUGGGAGUGGGGCAUGGGGGUUGUGGUGUGGGAGUGGGGCAUGGGGGUUGUGGUGUGGGAGUGGGGCAUGGGGGUUGUGGUGUGGGAGUGGGGCAUGGGGGUUGUGGUGUGGGAGUGGGGCAUGGGGGUUGUGGUGUGGGAGUGGGGCAUGGGGGUUGUGGUGUGGGAGUGGGGCAUGGGGGUUGUGGUGUGGGAGUGGGGCAUGGGGGUUGUGGUGUGGGAGUGGGGCAUGGGGGUUGUGGUGUGGGAGUGGGGCAUGGGGGUUGUGGUGUGGGAGUGGGGCAUGGGGGUUGUGGUGUGGGAGUGGGGCAUGGGGGUUGUGGUGUGGGAGUGGGGCAUGGGGGUUGUGGUGUGGGAGUGGGGCAUGGGGGUUGUGGUGUGGGAGUGGGGCAUGGGGGUUGUGGUGUGGGAGUGGGGCAUGGGGUUGUGGUGUGGGAGUGGGGCAUGGGGGUUGUGGUGUGGGAGUGGGGCAUGGGGGUUGUGGUGUGGGAGUGGGGCAUGGGGGUUGUGGUGUGGGAGUGGGGCAUGGGGGUUGUGGUGUGGGAGUGGGGCAUGGGGGGUUGUGGUGUGGGAGUGGGGCAUGGGGGUUGUGGUGUGGGAGUGGGGCAUGGGGGUUGUGGUGUGGGAGUGGGGCAUGGGGGUUGUGGUGUGGGAGUGGGGCAUGGGGGUUGUGGUGUGGGAGUGGGGCAUGGGGGUUGUGGUGUGGGAGUGGGGCAUGGGGGUUGUGGUGUGGGAGUGGGGCAUGGGGGUUGUGGUGUGGGAGUGGGGCAUGGGGGUUGUGGUGUGGGAGUGGGGCAUGGGGGUUGUGGUGUGGGAGUGGGGCAUGGGGGUUGUGGUGUGGGAGUGGGGCAUGGGGGUUGUGGUGUGGGAGUGGGGCAUGGGGGUUGUGGUGUGGGAGUGGGGCAUGGGGGUUGUGGUGUGGGAGUGGGGCAUGGGGGUUGUGGUGUGGGAGUGGGGCAUGGGGGUUGUGGUGUGGGAGUGGGGCAUGGGGGUUGUGGUGUGGGAGUGGGGCAUGGGGGUUGUGGUGUGGGAGUGGGGCAUGGGGGUUGUGGUGUGGGAGUGGGGCAUGGGGGUUGUGGUGUGGGAGUGGGGCAUGGGGGUUGUGGUGUGGGAGUGGGGCAUGGGGGUUGUGGUGUGGGAGUGGGGCAUGGGGGUUGUGGUGUGGGAGUGGGGCAUGGGGGUUGUGGUGUGGGAGUGGGGCAUGGGGGUUGUGGUGUGGGAGUGGGGCAUGGGGGUUGUGGUGUGGGAGUGGGGCAUGGGGGUUGUGGUGUGGGAGUGGGGCAUGGGGGUUGUGGUGUGGGAGUGGGGCAUGGGGGUUGUGGUGUGGGAGUGGGGCAUGGGGGUUGUGGUGUGGGAGUGGGGCAUGGGGUUGUGGUGUGGUGGGGCAUGGGGGUUGUGGUGUGGGAGUGGGGCAUGGGGGUUGUGGUGUGGGAGUGGGGCGGGCAUGACGCAUGGGCAGUGGGGGAUGUGGAGGAGCCACUGGUGAGGCUGCUAGCCGCCAUGCACCACACGCACUGCCAGGGCGGCUGA
This is a messenger RNA of Closterium sp. Yama58-4, 9570 nucleotides long. The record is from the annotation of a GenBank genome assembly. NCBI's taxonomy places the organism in Eukaryota, Viridiplantae, Streptophyta, Zygnematophyceae, Desmidiales, Closteriaceae.